Biomphalaria glabrata is the source of this 4356-nucleotide messenger RNA. Its product is annotated as transmembrane 9 superfamily member 2-like. Gene Ontology annotation, biological process: protein localization to membrane. The record is from RefSeq and is a predicted model, not a curated record. Lineage: Eukaryota; Metazoa; Mollusca; Gastropoda; Planorbidae. Gene Ontology annotation, cellular component: membrane. Bases 90 to 2081 code for a protein of 663 amino acids. The transcript has 18 exons.
UUCCCAUGAUGCAUAAAAUGACGUGUUUAACACCAGCCAUUUCCUAACGAUUGUCUUCUAGGAAGAAACAUUUACAAAUUCCAUAGUUAAUGAAUAAAGCAGUUACAAACAUGUUUCAUAUUUAUAUUAUCGUAAUGUCUCAGCUUUUGUAUAUGUCACAAGCCUUUUAUUUGCCCGGGUUGGCUUCGGUGACAUAUUGCACAAUAUCGGCAGAGAGCAACAACUGUCAGACAAAUCUUAUGGUCUACGUUAACAGACUUAAUACUGUGGAAAAUAUUGUGCCUUAUGAAUAUCAUGACUUUGACUUCUGUAUUCCGGAGUCAGAUGUUGCCAAUUCACCGACUGAGAAUCUGGGUCAAGUAGUAUUUGGAGAAAGAAUCAGACCAUCAAUGUAUAAGAUGAACUUCUCAGAGGAUAUUACUUGUCGUCAAGUUUGUGAGAAGACUUAUUCCAAAGAGGAUGGAAAACAGAUGGAAAAGCUGACGUUUCUCAAGAGAGGCAUUAGUCUAAACUAUCAGCACCAUUGGAUCCUGGAUAACAUGCCCAUAACCUGGUGUUACAAAGUGGAGUCUGGGGACACCUACUGUUCUACUGGUUUCCCCAUAGGCUGUUAUGUCACGAAACACAGUAAAAGGAAAGACACCUGUAUUACUUUAUCAAACUUUAAGGAUCCAGACACUUACUAUGUUUACAACCAUGUGGAUAUUUUCAUUGACUAUCACCCAUUGUCAGAAGAAGAUUGGGGAACUCAGCACUUAGGGAAAGGUGGUCGUAUUGUUUCUGCCAAAUUGGUACCUAGAAGCAUCAAUCAUCAAGAUAAGCCAGAUUGUUCCGACAAUGCUCCAGUGUUGGGUAUUCCUGGGGUACAGCCCGACAAACCUAUCAAAAUCAAGUACACUUACUCUGUGAAGUGGACGGAUAACAAGAACAUUAAAUGGACUUCUCGUUGGGACUAUAUUUUGGACUCCAUGCCCCACACUAACAUUCAAUGGUUCAGCAUCAUGAAUUCUUUGGUUAUUGUGGUCUUUCUGUCUGGUAUGGUUGCCAUGAUCAUGUUGAGAACUCUUCACAAAGACAUUGCUCGCUACAACCAAAUGGAUAGCAUGGAAGAUGCUCAAGAAGAAUUUGGUUGGAAGUUGGUCCAUGGUGAUGUGUUCAGACCACCAAGAAAGGGCAUGUUUUUGGCUGUCCUUGUAGGCAAUGGUACACAGCUCUUCUUUAUGACUCUGAUCACAUUAGUUUUUGCCUGUUUAGGUUUCCUUUCACCAGCUAAUCGAGGAGCUCUCAUGACUUGUGCUUUGGUACUAUAUGUAUGUCUGGGCACACCAGCAGGCUAUGUGUCAGCUAGAAUGUACAAAACUUUUGGUGGUGAGAAGUGGAAAUCUAAUGUGAUACUGACAGCAUUUUUCUGCCCUGGGUUAGUUUUUGCUGUUUUCUUUUUAUUAAAUCUUGUUCUGUGGGCCAAGGGAAGCUCUGCUGCUAUUCCAUUCACCACAUUGAUAGCCUUGCUGGCGCUCUGGUUUGGGAUAUCAGUGCCACUCACUUUUGUUGGAGCUUACUUUGGAUUUAGGAAAAGGCCUAUUGAACACCCAACUCGGACCAAUCAGAUUCCCCGUCAGAUUCCGGAACAGUCUCUGUACACACGACCUUUACCAGGCAUCAUCAUGGGAGGUGUCUUGCCUUUUGGGUGCAUUUUUAUACAGCUGUUUUUCAUUCUCAAUAGUAUUUGGUCUCAUCAGACGUACUACAUGUUUGGAUUCCUAUUUUUGGUCUUCAUCAUCCUCAUCAUCACCUGUAGUGAAGCCACCAUACUUCUUUGCUACUUCCACUUGUGUGCUGAGGACUACCAUUGGUGGUGGCGAUCUUUCUUGACCAGUGGAUUCACAGCCAUCUACUUUUUCUUUUACUGCAUCCAUUUCUUCUUCACCAAGCUGGAGAUGAGUGGAUUCACAAACACUUUCCUGUACUUUGGCUACACUGGGAUCAUUGUUUUCUUGUUUUUCAUCACCACAGGUUCCAUUGGAUUCUUUGCCUGUUUUUGGUUUGUUUCAAAGAUCUACAGUGUUGUGAAGGUGGAUUGAAUGACUUUUUUUUCAUGGGAAUGUUACAUAGAAAAAGAAAUAUAGUUGAUUUAUCUAACAGUUUUUUUUUUGUUUGACAAUAAGGAAAAAAAUAUUAAUUAACACAUUUAUAUUGUCAGUUGUCUUGUAUUUUUUUUUUGUUGCACUAGGCUAAUUAGUUGGUAAUCAUUAUAUUAUUAAUUUAUUUUGGCUUAUAUGUGUCAUUGUAAGUACAAUGUUUGUAAAGAAAUACAUGACCAAGUUAUAAACUUCAAAGGAAUGUAACUUGUGAAUGCAGAAUACAAAGUUCUCCUUUACAUUACUUCUUAUUAGAACCAUGUCCAUCUUUGAACUUUUUGUUUGGGAGGGUUGAAACCUUGUUUUAGUAUUUUCAAUUUGAAUUGUAUGUUGUAUAUAGUAUAUGUAGAUAUAUAAUAUACAUGGUUUAAUUAUUAUUUUUUGUUUACAUUGGGAGCUUUUUUUUUAGACUGGUAUACAUCCAUCCAGAAAUGUGUUUGUUGCCAUAAUAAUGUUCAUUUUGAAUCGUUCUCAUAUGUUUCAUUUUGUGGUGUACAUUCAGCACGAUUUCAUGACAUGUUUGUUCAUCAUUAUUAUAACACAAGUUUCCAGAAUUGUCUGAACUGUGUCUAGUUCCUAAUGGCUCAACCUAUGUUUCAAAACCUAUGACCGAGUUUGGACAGUUUAAUUGAUUCAGGAUUCUCAAAAUGUCCUCACAUUUCAAGGAUCACAGAGCUUCAUGAUUCAUAGUUUGAGAACCACAGCUAAAUAAAAAAAAAUCUUUCAACAACUAAUGAAAUCAAAACAUUCACUUGGCUGUCAAUUUUUAUGAAGCACAGUGAGUUUUAUUAUUGUUAGAAUGUAUUUCUACUUUAAGAAGAAAAUGUUCACUUUAUUGACAGUCUGAACAAAACUUAUGUUUUCUUUUGAAAUUGUAGAGACAAAAUUUCCUAAUGUGUAUCUUGUAUGUAAUAGUCUGAACAAACUGUCCUCUGCUGUUCAAAUGAAGGGUUAAAUGUGUCUUUAUUGUAACAAUUACACUAACCUAAUGUGAUAUAUUAUGUGAUGUACUUUUCAAAUAUAGAUUUAUUUUUCAUACAUUUAUUCAAAUUCAUUAACUCUUUCUCCUGAGUGAUGAUACCGUCGUUGAUUAGACCUAAUUAAAUUAACUUAAUUUUUGAGUUUGUAGACUUCAAUUUUGUGCUAUCUAUACCACUUAAAAUAUUUUCUAAUUAAAAUAAAAACGUAAUUGUAGUUUAAUCAUAACAGGGCAGUGAAAUACAAAUGGGAAAAAUGAAUAAUUCCUUUUGAACGCGGAAAAUAAUUACAGAGAGAUUAUGUUAAACCUGAUUAAUCAUAAAAAUCUUUCUCUUUUAAAGCUAUAUUAUUUUCUCAAAGUGGCCCUUUUAUAAAAAUGUUGAGAAGUUUUGCAAAAAAUAUAAGGAAUUAUGAAAUCUAGUCAAACAUGAUCUUGAUUAGUUUGAUAUGUAGACUUAAAGUAUUUAACAAGAGGACUUAGAACAAACACAAUAAUGUUUUGUAGUUAUCUCCGCUUUGUUUGAACUUGUAGUGAAUUUCUGAUAUUGGUCUGCUUAGAUCUCUAUAACAAAAAAAUUCUGUACAUUAUUAUGAAACAUAAUGGUCUUUAAAUUAUUAUUAUUAUUAUUACUAACACUGUUGCUUUAUAUAUUUAAUUUGUGGCUGUUUUGUAUGGUAUUUAUAACACUUUUUCCCAUAUAGUGCAAGCUUUUUCUACAUUGCUACAUACAUUGACUAACUCUCAUUGAUUGCUGUACUGUCAUAUUAAAAUUGUGGCUUCAUUUGUUUGAUUGUUUCCUGUACACCAUGCCCCUGCAUUCCACGACCUCACUCUCCAACUUCUCAAGAUGCAGAAUAUUAUUUUGUGUGUGGAGAAUUUGAUAACGGGUGGGUCAACCUGCUCAUGUUUGCAAUGGUUGCACAAAUGAUUAUCAUCCAUCUAUGCAAUUGAUCAUCAUUAAGUUUCUUUACUAGUGUGUCCAAACCUUAGGUCAUUGUUGUAACUGCCAAGAGUGAUGAAUCAUAACCUGACCAGCUAUAGUGAAUUGCUUACAAUGUGUGUGCUUCAUUUAGUUCAGCUGAUCAAUCAUAUCAUCUCAAAAUAUGUUUUUUUUUAAUUGAUCUAUCAUUUCAAACAUUCUUUAUGCCUUUGAAGUAUUUGUUACUUUUCCAGAAAAUUUAACAAUGUACAUUUGUGACUGUAUGCAUCGAGGGUCGAAUAAAGAUUUUUAAUGAAAAA